AUGACUUUGGACGAUGUUGUGUUUUUGGGUGAUAAGAUACCUCAAGAGGUACUCCGAGUGUUGCCUCUUCUUCCCCAUAUUUCCAAGAGAUCACUAACAAGAGUAUUGUCAUAUGUAGUCAAGUUUUUGACGGGAGAGUUAUUGAGAGAAAAGCAAGACGAAUUAGCAGUCCCAUUAAAUGGACAACUUGAGAGAGAAUUAAAAUCAUCAUUUGAAAAAGUGAAAAAGAAAUCAAAAUAUGUCCAAGAAGUAAUUGAUAGCGCAAUUAAAACUGGAUUAUUUUCAGUGAUAUUUACAGGAUUUUAUAUAAUUCUUAGAGCCAUGAUUCGACAAAGAAUUAAAAUCCCAUAUUUGAGAGAUCAACUGAAAGAAAUGGAACUAGACGAGGAUUUAAUUAACCUGUUCGUGGAGGCAUAUGAAACAAAAAAGCAAGAAUUUAUUGCUCUUACAACGGAAAAGACCAGUUGGUUUAAUCACAUUGUAAACGUUAGAUGGAGAGUCGAUGUCACAAUCAGCAACUCUGUCAUGAGUAAGGUGUUCAAACCAUUAUUGCUUCUUCAAUUCGAGUUAUCGAACUCUCGAAUUGUUACCAUGGAGGUCACAUUGGAACAAUUCCACAAACUUCGUCUCUCGGUAGCUACAAUUCUCAAUGACAUGCACAACAUUGAAAGCCAUCCAAUUAUGAAAAUCAAGGAAUAA
Molecule: messenger RNA, 699 nt
Organism: Naegleria lovaniensis
Lineage: Eukaryota; Heterolobosea; Eutetramitea; Acrasida; Naegleriidae
Exons: 3
Coding region: 1-699 (232 amino acids)
Cellular component (GO): nucleus
Source: RefSeq, a predicted model, not a curated record